CUCACCCCGGCCAGCGCGCGCCCCGUCACCCGCCAGACACGCAGACGUCUCAGCAGUGGUUGGUGAGCUCUCCGCCUCGCUCCUCGCCCUCAGCCAACACCAGAUCUUUCACCCCUCAGGAACAAGCCCCGAAGACCCGUCACCAUGAAUGAGAGCAUCGUUGACUCACUGGACAAGGAGCAGAUCGCCGGUCUGCGCAAGGCCUUUGACGCCUUCGACACCGACAAGAAGGGCUCCAUCAACGUGGACACCAUCACCACGAUCUUGAGGAUGAUGGGCGUCAAGGUGUCUGAGAGCAACCUGCGCGAGAUCAUCAGCGAGGUCGACGAGGACGGCUCCGGUGAACUUGAGUUUGAGGAGUUCUGUGCCUUGGCGGCUAAGUUCCUGAUUGAAGAGGACGAGGAGUCGCUGAAGGCAGAGUUAAAGGAGGCAUUCCGUAUAUACGAUAAACAAGGCGACGGUUAUAUCACGACGAAGGUGCUGAAGGAGAUUCUUAGGGAGCUGGACAACAAACUCACGGAGGAGGACUUGGACGGCAUCAUCGACGAGGUGGACGAAGACGGCUCCGGCACCCUCGACUUUGAUGAAUUUAUGUCGAUGAUGGCUGGUUAAAUAACUGCUACAACUACUACUACAACUACUACUUCUACUACUACUACUAUUUCUACUACUACUACUGCUAUUCCUCCUCUAAUUUCUUGUCGUAAUCUAACUUUAUUUAGUGUUUGAGUUUUAGCUUUCACCUAGUUUUCUGGUUGAAGCAUGAAAUAACUCUCUCUCUCUCGCUCUCUCUCUUUCUCAACACCAACAUAGCUACUCACGCCUCCUCGAUCUUCCUCCUCCCCUUCUCGUCUUAUACGCGUCCAAUACAGGUCUGCGCCUCCUCCGCCCCACCAGAAUCCAUUUUUUUCCCUUUUUUCAGAGUUUAUGGAAAUGAUGACCGGUUAGUAGUCUCCUUUUUUGCCCCCUCCACCACCUCCACCACCUCCUAAAAGCGAUCCACCCAUAACCGUGAACAGAACGUGACAUGAACGAGUACUCUAACCAUACAGCCAACCUAUGUAGCAACCCAACCGGUAUGAAACAUGUAUUGACCAUGGAAAGCCGUCUACACCACCACCACCACCACCACCUUAUCCUCUACCACCCUCAUUCUUACCCUUCCACACCCUGUAAGUUAACAACCGCCAGUGAUUCUCAUGCUGGAGACAAAUCAAUACACAACUUGAUCUGUUCUUCGUCAAACCAACGCCAUGUAAGUCAUGACCUGGAAGCAGAAUUCGAACCGCUACUGAAGGGGGUCGAGAGCGAACGCCAGGAGCUAGCAAGUCGAAGGUCCACGUCAAAAGGUCCAAAGAGGUCGAUGGUCAACGCCCAAAGUCCAAAGAUGUCGAGGUUCCACGCCUAGAGGUCCUUCGAAGUCGAGAGUCCGCGCCGAGAGCUCCCAUGAAGUCACAGUCCACGUCUACAGCUCUUGAAGUCGAUGGUCCACGCCUAGAAGUUCGAGUCUAUGAUAUGGUACUGAAGAUCAUCAAGGAGGAGCGAGAUCUCAUAGCAUCUAAACCAGGUCGAGAAUCCAACACGUCUACCCCUGCAAGGGAGUUGGAGGGAUACUGAACACCAUGAAGAGGGUUCGAGAGAGGUUCGACGGCGUAAACAAGUCGACGGGAUGCAAAGAAGACUACAGAAAAAUGAAAUUAGGUCGUCAGCCGAACACAAUGAACUAAAAACACAAUCUGAAGAUCAUGUAGAGUUUGUGAGGUUAAGAUAAAGAGGUUCCACGGCGUAAGCAAGUCGACGGAAUGCAAAGAGGACUAUAGAAGAAUGAAAUCAAAUCGUCAGCUGAACACAAUGAACUAAAAACACAAUCUGAAGACCAUGUAGAGUUUGUGAGGUUAAGAUAGAGAGAAAUUCUACGACGUAUGCAAAUAAAACAAAAGAAGAAUGAAAUCAACUAAUCAGCUGAACACAAUGAACUUAAAACACAAUCUGAAGACCACGAAGACAAGUUUGUGAGGUUCUACGACGAAUGCAAAUAAAAGAAAAAUGAAAUCAAAUCGUCAUCCGAACACAAUGAACUUAAAACACAAUCUCAAAACCAUUUAGACAGUUUGUGAGGUUAAGUUAUGGUUCCACGGUGUAUACAAAGCGUAAAGAAGGAUACGAAGUUACGAAAUCCACCCUAAACCAACUUACAAGAACCUACAGCGAAAAACCAAGACAGAGGAAAACGGAAAAAACGAAGCGAGUCACCAGUGAGUCAAACGUCCCACGGUGAAGAUUAGCCAGGCGAGAAGUGGUCCCUGGUUAGCUUCACCGACUACCCAGGGACACAGAAGGGACGCCAUCUGCCCCCCACAAGAACAACUCAGCAACCAGGAUGACUGUCUGUGUGUCUGUCCGUGUCCGUCUGUGUGUCUGUCUGUCUGUGUGUGUGUCAAGUUGAGACGAGAUUUUCCACAACUAAGUUUCCGUCUCUCUUUCAAGUUAUUCUCUAUUGAUGUCUAUUUUUCUUCAUUUCCUUUUCAUUGUAUAAGUUAUUUUAUGCGAGUUCUUUAUACCACUUAUUAUUAUUAUUAUUAUUAUUAUUAUUAUUAUUAUUAUUAUUAUUAUUGUUUAAGGGACCUUCACGCUGACUUGUAAUAAAUGUUAAAACGUUCCCUGAUUUACUGUUAACUAAGAACAUUUCAAUAAACAGUCACAAGAACAGGAGA
Messenger RNA from Eriocheir sinensis (Chinese mitten crab), 2714 nucleotides. Its product is annotated as troponin C, isotype gamma-like. The transcript has 6 exons. Gene Ontology annotation, molecular function: calcium ion binding; enzyme regulator activity. The coding region runs from base 145 to 612 and encodes 155 amino acids. The record is from RefSeq and is a predicted model, not a curated record. NCBI's taxonomy places the organism in Eukaryota, Metazoa, Arthropoda, Malacostraca, Decapoda, Varunidae.